UCGUUUCUGCCAAUAAUAGCCGUCAAUGAACGUCACAUGACCUAUAUAAGUGAAACACUUCCAGCCGUGCCAUCAUCAUCCAAAGUGAACUAGUUUAUCCUUGAAACUAAAUAUCUGAGUCCAAGGGGGAGUUUUUUUUGGAACAGGGUUACUGGAAAUGGAACAGAAUGGUAAUCAAAAUCUACCUGCAGGAACCCUUUGCCGAAUGGGAUGUGGGUUCUAUGGAACUGCUGCUCUUGACGGCAUGUGCUCCAAAUGUUACAAAGAUGCUAUAAAAAGGAAACAGAAUUCGUCACCUGUAAGUGGACGUAUUAGCCCGACAGGUGAAGGGGAUAAAGUGGUCAAUGUGACUGCUUCCCUUGCCCAAACUUCUCUAGGACCAUCAAGUCAAGAAAUCUCAUCAACACCUAGUAUAGUUGAAGGUGCAACUGGUGUUGAUACAUCAGUUAUCCCUAGUAUAAAAACUGCCACACCUACCGUACCUGUCCCUAAUUCCAAUCAGGAAAAAGAUAUAGAUAAAAAUGAAGGAGCAGCUGUAGGUGGUGAGGACCCUCAAUCAUCAGAAGCAAAUAAGAAACCUAAAAAAAAUCGUUGCCAUACUUGCAAAAAGAAGGUUGGAUUAACAGGAUUCCGCUGCCGAUGUGAGGGUCUUUAUUGCAGUCUUCAUCGUUAUUCGGAUAAGCAUAGUUGUACAUUUGAUUAUAAGGAGAUGGCUCAGGAACAAAUCCGGAAAAAUAAUCCUGUUGUUGUAGGUGAAAAAAUUCAGAAGAUUUGAAUUUCAUUUGGAUUAGAACAAAACUGGGUGAUCUGGCAAAGAUGAACUGACACAGGGAUUAAUUUUGGUGUUUAACACUCAUUGCCAAAUACCCUUGAACUUUGCAUUCCCAUGUUCAUCAACGAUGAGGUUUUCACUAGAAACUUGGAUAUAUUCAGAUAUGAUGGCCUGUAUGUUUUUAAAUUCUGCAUCUGCACCCUAUCUAGCAGCUUUUUCAUCUAAUUAAAUGAUUUAAAAACAAACACCCUUAAAAGAAAAAAAAAAGACUCAUGGUCCAUGACUCCUUAACUUUGGGAGUCGUUAGCUUCUGUGAUUUGGAGAGAAGGAAAACUAUUGUGUAAUGACAAAAAACAAAACAAAAAAAAAAAGGAAAUGUCUUAAAAGAAAGUGACUAUUUGGUUGGAUUUUCUUUUUUUUAGAACAGCCUUUGCUAUAACUUGUCAUAAUUCUUAGGAUCAAAUUAAUAUUUUCCUUUUAAAACGAUUUUGCUUCAAGAAAUAGGUUGGAGUUAACUCUCAUGUCCACCAAUUCUACACUAAUCUACAACUUCACUCUUUAUUUAGCUUUAAUAUUAUUUUAAAAAUUAUUUAUUAUUCCUCUUUUAAAUUAAACUUUUGCUUUUAUCUUAUCUGCCAAUAUCAAGAGAGCUCGUUUAAAAACUGUUCUGCUCUACAUCCUAAUUACCAGUGAUCAUCUAAGAUGGGUUCUGUGUAAUAAUUAAUUGACUUGUGGAUUUCUGCCCUGAAUUUGUUGAUCUUAAAUGUAAUUCUACAUUUAGCCAAUAAAUGGAUCCAUUGUCUUUUGAAAUUAUUGAGACAUUAUUGGUUGGUGAUUUCAAUCCUUCUCCUUUUAAAUUAUGAAAAAACAAAACAAAUGAAAUCUUAGCAAAAGUGAGAACACAAAUGGAUGUGAAAAAUCUUAAUUCCCAGCAACCUUUUCCUCUUUAAAGCCUGAGUAUCUUGGGUGGUCUAGCGAGAACGGGAUUGAAUUUCUUUGUUAGAAAUUUCUCUAAUAUGAUAUUAGAAGUAUCUUUUGAAUUUAGUAUUGCUAAGAACAGAAGAGCGCAGUUUUUUUUUUUUUUUUUUUUUUUUAAAUUAUGAUUACAUUUUCCUUAAUUUUUUUCUUUUUUUUUUGUUUUAUUUGGCUGAAAUCUGAAAUGGAAGUCACUUGAAUUUCAUAACAGAAAUUUAUUUGGGUAUUUUGACAUAGCUCUCUCAAACUGUCCAAUCUUUUGACUCUGCCAAAUAUUCACUUACACAAUGGAAUGUUGAAAUUUUGCUUGAUUGAAAGUUAUCUGGAUUACCACUAAAAUCUUAAUUAGCAUUUAACUAGUUGUCGUUUCCAUGUAGGUUACUGAGGUUUUUUUGAUACCAGACCAGAUUUCACUAAAACUUCCAACAUAAAUGACAGGCCAGUUGGAGUGCUUAGUGCAACCUAAGACUUCUAUUCUAAUAAUAAUCAUUUAUUUUUACUGUAUUCAGGCUUUAAACCCAGCUUCCUAUUAACAUUUUAUCACAAGAUCUUUUUUAGCAGACUAAUAAUUAUCAAUGUGUUAUUACUGACAAUUUAAUAAUCUUCUUAAACUUCAUUUAUCCAUAACUAAAUCUUCCAAAGACUGCUGGGUUUUCUUUGUUUUUACUCCCAUCCAUCUUUAUGGUAUGUCAAGCAUAUAUUUUGUCUUCUUCCUCGUGCUAUCCAUGGAAGAUUUCUAUAUAAUUUCUAAAUGCUUUUGAGUAUUUUUGUGCUGUUACAGAAGUUCAAUAAAUUGUCCACAUUUUUUCCCCAUUUA
Molecule: messenger RNA, 2564 nt
Organism: Octopus sinensis (East Asian common octopus)
Lineage: Eukaryota; Metazoa; Mollusca; Cephalopoda; Octopoda; Octopodidae
Product: AN1-type zinc finger protein 5
Exons: 5
Coding region: 158-775 (205 amino acids)
Molecular function (GO): DNA binding; zinc ion binding
Source: RefSeq, a predicted model, not a curated record